Messenger RNA from Radiomyces spectabilis, 420 nucleotides. RefSeq lists its product as uncharacterized. The transcript is spliced from 2 exons. Bases 1 to 420 code for a protein of 139 amino acids. Lineage: Eukaryota; Fungi; Mucoromycota; Mucoromycetes; Mucorales; Radiomycetaceae. The record is from RefSeq and is a predicted model, not a curated record.
AUGCUGAUCAAUGAUGUAUUUAAAAUCUCCCCCUCCAACUUAAAGGACGUCGAAAAUUUCCUGGGUGCCGCCGCUGCCGCCUGUGUAUCUCAAAAGCUUAUCUGCAAUAUUCAAGUCCUAGCCAAACCGCUUCGCAGGUUAAAGAACAAAGACACUACGUUCUUAUCGACUGAAGAGCAAGAAAACGCCCAUCAAUUACUGAUAGCAACCGUUGGCACAGCUCCCGUUACUUCGCCAACCGGAUUUUACGAAAAGAGCCGAAUUUCAUUGCGAUGCCGCUAUGACAGCCGGUAUAGAAGUUAUUCUGUGUCAGCGACCAUCAAGACGAACCCUAAUUCAUUAGCAUUUGCGUCCGGAGCAUUAUCAACUCCGAAUAACAAGCAUUUCAUCAGUGAACUAGAAGCAUUCGCUAAAGUAUGA